This is a messenger RNA of Carica papaya (papaya), 1985 nucleotides long. Its product is annotated as Galactose oxidase/kelch repeat superfamily protein. The record is from RefSeq and is a predicted model, not a curated record. NCBI's taxonomy places the organism in Eukaryota, Viridiplantae, Streptophyta, Magnoliopsida, Brassicales, Caricaceae. Gene Ontology annotation, molecular function: protein binding.
CCUCUGAAAUAAACGAAAGCUUCGCUAUUAAGACUCUGCGACAAGGUCCUGUAUUGCAUUUCUGGACAGGAGAGGAGAAAGAAAUGAGGAUAUUCAUGUUAGGAAGAGACUAAUAAGUGUACAGAAUGCAAAUUCUUCAGUUCUAAACAUUUUACCGACUGCAAAUACGUGGUGAUUCAUUCUAUACGUACAUAUAGUUGAUUUGAGCUUGAGUUUGUGGUUGUGUAGGUUUAUGCACAGAUAUAGCGGAGAGUAUUUGAUUCGUGUAAUUUGAAAUCAUAGACAGAAACUGUCGGAGAAUUUGUUUGAUUGGUACAAGUAUUUGGAGAGAAAAUUGUUUGUAACCAUAAGGAACAGAGCUUUUUGGGGACGGCGAUGACGAAGUUGAAGGAAUAGUGGAUAAGAGGAACCGAGUGGAAAUGGCAUUGCAUCCGUCGUCAUCAUCGACACCACAAUCAAAGCCCCAAGUAGACGAAAGCCAAACCCUAAUUCCUGGUCUUCCGAACGACAUAGCGGCUUUGAUCCUGUCUUUUGUGCCGUACUCGUACCAGUCGCGCGUCAAGUGGACCUGUAAGUCAUGGUACCUUUUUCUCUCGUCGAAAACCCUAAUUUCUCUACGUUACAAACACAGACACCUUUCACAUCUCCUUUGUGUCUUUCCUCAGGACCCUUCAAUCUCCUCUCCUUACCUGUUUGACCCCGAGAACCUCGCAUGGCGAGCUCUCCCUCCUAUGCCCUGCAACCCUCAUGUCUAUGGCCUCUGCAACUUCACUUCCGUGGCCCUCGGCCCCAACCUCUACGUCCUCGGUGGUUCCCUCUUUGAUACUCGCUCCUUUCCGUUGGACCGCCCUAUGCCUUCGUCAUCUGCAUUCCGUUACAAUUUCUUGACGUCCUCUUGGGACUGUCUUGCUCCAAUGCUGUCCUCUAGGGGCAGCUUCGCGUGUGCCGCAAUGCCCAAUCUGAACCAGAUCAUCGUGGCUGGUGGCGGUUCUAGGCACACGCUGUUUGGUGCUGCAGGUAGCAGGUUGAAUUCUGUGGAGAGGUAUGAUGUUGAGAGGGAUGAGUGGGUGGAAAUGGACGGAUUGCCCAGGUUUAGAGCUGGAUGUGUUGGGUUCUUGGUUGGGGAUGGGGAGGAGAAGGAGUUUUGGGUGAUGGGUGGGUAUGGGGAAUCAAGGACGGUUUCGGGUGUGUUGCCUGUGGAUGAGUAUUAUCGGGAUGCUGUGGUUAUGGAGUUAAACAAGAAUGGUGGUGGCAGCUGGAGAGAGGUUGGCGAUAUGUGGGGAGAAGGAGAGAGGACUAGGCUUGGGAAGAUUGUUGUCGUUGAGGAAGAGGGUGGUGGCAGGCCUGUUAUUUUCAUGCUGGAUGAGAGUGACAUCUUCAGGUAUGACAUGACCUCGAACUGUUGGCAAAAGGAGUCCAGUGUACCCAGAAAAAUUCAGCACAACAAAUCAGUUGGUUUCGUAGUGUUGAAUGGCGAGUUAUAUGUCAUGAGUCUUCUUAAUGGAGUCGAUUUGACUGAAACCCGACGGGGCAGACAGCAGAAGAGGGCAGGAACAAUGUUAAGCCAAAUCUACCAUCCCAGCAAGAAGACAUGGAGAUCUCUCGUCACUAAAUCACCAUUCAGUAACCAGCUGGAUUUCAGUACAACUGUUAUGUGUACCAUUCAGCUAUAGGGGUGUGUCUCCUAUACCGCAGCUAUUUGCACCGGAGUUGUUCAUGGAUGGUGCUCGGUUUGAUCAUAGCAUCGUAGUAGGUCUAUGUACAGAUUGAUAAGACUAUGGGUUAUAUCUCCAAAAGGUAAAUCAUCAGAUCAUUUGGAAUCAUUGUAAAUGUUACACAUUGUGUCAAUUUCAUCCAAGUAGUAUAAAUAAUUAGCAUAUGUACAGGAUAUAAACUCCUAUAGUAAAGCUGGGUGAAUUCGUUGCAUUUAAUCCUUUCUUCAAAUGUUGUUGAAUAAACUUCUAAACACUGUCGACUCACCAAAA